Symbiodinium necroappetens is the source of this 1962-nucleotide messenger RNA. NCBI's taxonomy places the organism in Eukaryota, Dinophyceae, Suessiales, Symbiodiniaceae. The record is from the annotation of a GenBank genome assembly.
AUGGAUGCAGUUUUGGGCGGAUCUGUGAGCUCGUGGACCCCGCGGGCCCGUGUUUAUCAUCGUCGCAGCUUCGGGCAUCUCAACUUCUACGAUACCUUGAUGGUCGACCCUGACUCAAAGCGCUCCUUUCUGGUGGAGUUUGUUAUCCGGUUCAGCGACGAUAUAGAGACGUGUGAUGCAUCAGAGCCUUCAUCCAAAGGUGCACUCGGAUAUGUGACGUCCCACAGGGACAUUCGAAUAGGGGAUGUUGUGGAGAUCUUGUCUGGCCAGAUGGACGAGAAGCUGCCUAAGCCGCCCUGUCACUUCACGAUCAAGGUUUCCCAAAUGCGCAUUGCCGAGCUGUGGACAGAGAUGUUCAUCCAAAGCGAGGUGGCCACAGCUGUAGAGGAGGAAGGUUACUGGGGAACCGUUGCGGGGACUUUUCUGAGCUUCCAUCGGCCGGUAUUUCACGACGGAAUUGACCAGUCCUGGUUUGCGGAGUUGGAUCGGAUGAACGAGCAGAAAGGUGAGGAGAAAAGGAGGCAGAAGCGGGAGGCAAAGAAAGCGGCCAAGGAGACGCAGCAGGAGACGGCGCCUCAUGUCUCUGAUGAGGAUGAGCCCUUGUGCACUCAGCUUGGAACGACGGACGAAGAGUUGGAUUUCUUGCGAAGCCUGGUACAAGCGGAGACGGAGGAGGCUGAUGCAGAUCACUCCGAGGCUUUGCUCCGCCAGAUCCUUGUUGCCAAGCAGGAGUCUCGGAGACGCUCCCAGCCCCGAGCAUUUCUACAGUGCCAUUUUCCUCAAGCUGAACGCUUGGCGGCAUACUUGGAUGGACAGGUGCUGUCGAGCUGCACCCGGGAUCGCUUGGUGCUGCUCUCCUGGGGCCAAGAGCUGCUGGAUCCUCCGAAGGACACUUGCGGGAAGGUCCUGACCAGCCUUGCGAAGCUGUACCGGCAGCGGCAGGCGGAGGUGCAAGCCUCGCUUUGGGAGUUUGUGCGCCGAGCCCGCAACUUCAUCUGCUUUCCACGCGAGGCAGAAGUAAGCCUGCAGUCUGCGAUCGAUGCUUCUCCUUGGGGCAUAGCCUUCAGGUCUUGGCAAAGACCUGGUGUAGAGAGCGCAUAUGCAACGAAAUCACCGCCAGACUUGCAACGAAACGACCUCGUCUUGCCAAGAGGGCGGAGCGACAGCAUCGUCUACGUGGAUGGCUUGUUUUGGUGGAAUACGGACAUGCCACGUAUCAUGGUACCCGAAAAGGACCAAAGGGCCGUGCCCUCGGGGGCUUUCUUCAAACUGCUGGAGAUCUGCGAGCGCUACAAUCCGUCGGAUGAAGAAAGCGAUGAGAAGCUCCUGCGGCGUGCUUUCACUGGAAGAAAUCUGGCUUUGGAUGUAGGGGCUUCUCCUGGGGGUUGGUCAUACUGCCUUGCCAAAGAGUUGGGCACGAAGCUGGUGAUUUCCUGCGAUCCGGCGGCUUACAUGCACCCGUUGGUGCGCGAGCUCAUCGAUGCGGAACAUCGGGACGACUUCCGGCAGUUCUUCAGACAUCAUGAACAAGUCGAAGACGCCAAGCACCUGAAGUACAUGGCAGAGUGUCGGAGCGCCGGGAACCAGAAAACUGAAGCCGCACAGACUCCUGGGAGCAUCCUCCACUGGCGCAUGCGUGGUGAGGAGGCGAUCGCGAAGCUCGAGGAGGCUGCCUCUGACGAGAGAAAGAAGCUUGCCUUGUUUGUCUGUGACAUGAACGAUGGCCUUGAGAACGCCUGUCAGCUGCUUUACGAAGUCUAUCGCCGCAGUCUCUUCGAAUCCCCGUGUCUGGCGGUUGUUACCUUCAAGAACACUUGCCGCUCAAAGCGGGAGUUUCGUGAGCGCAAGAGGGCCAUGAUGCAGCGGCUGAAGCAGGAUGGCGUGCUGCACCACAUACACGAGAUUCAUCUGUUUGCAAACACACGGUUGGAAACCACCAUCGUCGGGCAAAUGCUUGCAUGA